UCACUGGUCUAUGCUGGAAGGGAUGUUGAUAUAGGAUCGUCACACAGGAUACAAGCGAUGGACCAGCCCUGCUUUCUGGGAUUCCUCUUGGGUUUCUGCUUUGCUACACUUCCAGGUAGCAGAGCCUGUCCCAAGCUCUGUGCCUGUUAUGUGCCUACUGAAGUGCACUGCACAUUCCGCUAUCUCUCUACCAUUCCACAGCACAUUUCCCAAGAUGUGGAACGCAUCAAUUUAGGCUACAACAGUUUGGUUAAACUGACUGAGGUGGAUUUUUCUGGCCUGGAGAAGCUGGAGUUGUUGAUGUUGCACAGUAAUCAGAUACACACAGUCCACGACAGGACAUUCUCCGAUUUAAGUUCAUUACAGAUCUUAAAAAUGAGCUAUAACAAAGUCAAAGUUAUUCAAGCAGAUACUUUUCAUGGCCUCACAAGUUUGGUACGUUUACAUAUGGAUCAUAACCAAAUCGAAUUUGUAAGCCCAAAAGCUUUCUAUGGUCUUACAUCACUGAGGCUGGUCCACUUGGAAGGAAAUGUGCUUAAACAACUUCACCCAGACACUUUUGUCACUUUACGCUACAUCCGAAUAUUCAAAACAUCCUCCGUAAAGCAUGUCUACUUGUCUGACAACUUCCUUACUUCACUGCCACAAGAUAUUUUCUCUUACAUGUCUGAGCUAGAGAGCCUCUAUCUUCAUGGAAACCCCUGGACUUGUGACUGUGCAUUGAAGUGGUUUGCUGAGUGGGCAGAACGUUAUCCAGAUGUGAUAAAGUGCAAAAAAGACAGAGGCCCUUCUGGUGUUCUACAGUGUCCAUUGUGCUCCAAUCCCAGGAACUCCAAAGGCAAACAGUUAAUGGAAUUGCAAUCUUCAGAUUUUAAUUGUGUUAAGCCAACCAUUGACCCAGUCUUAAAAUUCAAGAACAUCACUGUGCCAGAGGAUGGUGACUUCACCCUAGUCUCCUCUAAGGAUUUUAUUGCUCCCAUAGGAUCUAUCGCUUUAAACAUGACAGAUCAAGCAGGGAACCAAGCAAAUGUGGUUUGCAGCGUGCAAAAGCCUACAAAGAUGCCUCCUGUCCAGCUUGAAAAAAAUGACACAGUAAUACUUAAAGCAUCCCUAUCAACAUUUCUUGUGUGCAGCAUUGACUACGAGCAUAUAAAGCAACUGUGGAGUAUACUUGCCCUGUACAGUGAUUCUCCCUUGAAACUAAAAAGGGAUCUCUUACUGACAAAAGUGCCUUAUAUCAGUUAUAGGUAUAAACAGACUAACUCUGAAAAUGAAGACAUUUUCACAAAUAUAGAAGCUGAAAUGAGAGCUGAGCCAUCUUGGCUGAUGCAAGGUCAUGUGUCAUUGCGAUUAGACAGGACGGCAACCACACUCAACACUUUGCACGUUCAGUAUUCAGUGGAUGCUGAAAUCUCUCUUCCAGAUAUUGCACCCCAAAAAGAAAUACAAAACUGGGCUAUGAUGUUACGAGUCAACAGUACGAGGACCGAACACACUGUUUUGGCAGGCAGGUCUGUGGAACUGGACUGUCAGGCACUCGGUGACCCUCCUCCUAUCAUUGAGUGGGUAUUACCUGAUGGCAGCAAAGUUAGAGCCCCAUAUGUUAGUGAAGAUGGGAGAAUUGUGAUAGCAAAAACGGGCAAAUUUACCUUACACACAGCUGAUAAUUUUGACACUGGAGUUUAUCACUGCAUAGGAACCAAUUAUGAUGAUGCAGAUGUCCUAUCUUUUAGGAUUACUGUGAUUGACCCUUAUAUGGAACACAACUAUUUAAACGGAUGUCAGCUCUCAGCAUUUUUAGGCGAAACAUUAUUCCUUCCCUGCCAGUAUGCCAGUGUCCCAGAUGCCUCUGUUCAUUGGGUCUCACCUGAGCAUGUGGUUCUUGAUCAUUCUUCAAAGAACAAGAUACUUUUAAACAAUGGUACACUGAAAAUACAACUAACAUCAGACCGGGAUGGUGGCUACUACAAGUGCAUAGUAGCUAAUCAGUAUGGUGUUGAUUUUUUGGUUCAUCAGGUAGUAGUAAAAAAAGAUCCAAACAGGUCACAAAAGGGAGAUAAUCAUGAAGAUGCUGCUGAAGGUUCAGGCAAUGGAGAACUUGAUGUUCUUGCCAAAACACAAAGCACUCCUUGUACAGCGCAGACCCAAGCAACCAGCCAGGCAACUAUUGAAGUUUUGUUUACAAACCGUCCCAUGCUAAGGAGAACUAAUAAUAACUACAGAGAGGUUUACAAGCACAACAGGGACAAGAUGACUAGACGGCUUCGAGGACACAGAAGACAAUUCAGUCCUUCCUCUAGAAGAAUUGAUCCAUCACGUUGGGCAGCAUUUUUAGAAAAAACAAAUAUCACACUGCCAAGAAAACAAGAACAUACUACAAUGAAACCAACAGUAAAAGUCCUUCUGCCCCAAGAGAUUUCGGCAAAUGAAAGGGAGAUGUCUGGAGAUAUUCCUCCAGAGGAGGAAUUUCUGCUACUAGUGACUAAAAGACCUGCAUUGUACACAUUGGGAGAGGCAUCAGGAAAUGUAGUAACAGCAGAAUUUGGAAGCAUACAGAGUAAUUUUCACUCUACUGUAGGAUAUGGCACUGCCACAGAAGCUGUAACUCCAUUAAGCAGCCCAAUAGUUACACAUUCUGAGGUGUCAAAGAACCAGGAGUCAUAUACAGAACAUAAGUCUGAAAUUAACAGAGGAACUCUGGAAGCAUUCCAACCAUCACCUACUAGUAUGGAGUCACUGAGGCCAUCAUUGUACUUGCCCAGUAGUACAACAGACCCAUUGAAUGCUUUCUCUCCUGGGAAAAAUGAUUUGCAUUUAAAAAUUAAACCAACAAUAGCACCAGCUGUGCAGGUUACUAAGACUGCCAGCCCUGUGAUUUCUCAUGGAGUUACUAAAAAACCUAAUUUAUUUGUAGAAGCUACUGAUAAAACAUCAAGCAAAUCAAACCAUCAGCUAUCUGUAGUGGCAGUGAGUGCACCAGAUGAUGUAUUUGGGCAUAUUUAUGUUUACAGUACACAAAAAAUAACAACACCUCAGCUGCCUGCAGGUUCAACCAUUAUUACUCAUCAGCAGAUUAAGAUAGUCAGGGAUACUACACCUCGUGUUCCACUCUCUAGGCGAUAUGGCAGACGGAAGAAAAUCUCUGCUAGGAGACGGAUCGUUAGACCUGAUCGUAUUCCUAACAACGCAGGGCGUAGAUUUGUUUUUGUUAGACCUAGAAUUGCUAAAGGAAGUACAACACUGCCUCCUCCUAUAGAAAUAAAUGCUCCUACCUUGACACCGCCAAAGAAAUCUCUUGCACAUGUUACUUUCCAACCACCUAUUCCCACUUCGUUCACUGUACAUCAUCCUGAAACAACAACUGUAAAUCCGAUCUUGACACUCUCUUUCAAUGCAAGAAACAAACUGGUCACAGCUGAAGAGCAUACAGCUUCCACAGUAGUUCCCUUAUAUCUGGAAAGCUUCCAAAUUGUGCCACAAAGACAAGAAACUACUUCUAUUCCAUUACAGACAGUUACUGAUACAUCAUUUAGCAGUAACCUGCUGGCAGAGACAAUCCAUACACCUAGCGUUGCAGUGGAAAACAUAUUUACCACAAGCAGUGCUUCCCUUUCAGAUUUUAAAUCAGUUCAUUCCACUCUUAGAACAGACUUGUCUUCCAGUGUUUCAAUAGGAAAAAAUUCUUUGAAUGUUGGGAAUUCUCUUGGAAGCAACCAUUUUCAAAAAGAACUACUAGAAAAGCAACUUAGACAGAAGACAAGUGAAGACCCCUUGCCCGAACACCAUGACACGUAUUUCCAAACUACAAGGCCCAUACCAGCAUUAACAGUUUUACCCAUACGUAAAAAACAAACAGAUGGUCUCAGAAACUUAAUUGAUCCCAAAAGUGACAGCACAAUGCUUGAAGAACAUGCUCCUACUCGACCACUCAGCAUUACAGAACCAUCGUCAGCCUCUGUCUCCAGUCUUGCAACUCAUCUAAGCAAAAGCUUUCAUGGCCCAAGCAUCAAGCCAGUUCUGACUCUACCUAAUUCUGUUCAUGCUAACACAAAAGUCUCCAGAAUCAAGGUGUUAAGACCAGGAAGGAGAAGAACUCAAAGGAGGAAGAGGCCUCUAAGAAGGUUUAUGCAUUCACAGAAAAACAUUACUGUCAGUGUUGGAGUUGCUGCUGCUCCGUCCAAAGGAACUGUAGCUUCACUUAGUUUAGCAGCAGAUAAAAAGGUAACAGAGCCCACUCCUCCUAUAUCCACUGAACUGCUUACUGGACACACUGGUACAGAUGUAAUGGCAACUACGCUACAACCACCGAUUCUUCACACAACCAGUAUAAUCAGAGAUACCCCCACAGUCACCCCUCAGCUACUAACAAAGAAGAACACUGCUGAAAAUACUCUUUCUACUAAACUGCCAGUGUAUAGUGGGCCUUCUCAAAAACCAACCACUGCAAUCCCACUCACAGUAUCAUCCUUAAAUAUUUCAGGUGUGACCACAGCACUACCAGACACAUCCUUGUUAACACCAGCAUCAGUGUCUACCAAAGUAAUGCAGGCUCCGUCAGUAACAUAUAAGGGAUCAUACCAGAAUGUGGGAAGAAAAUCUGCUAACAAAAAGCCCACAACAGAAGCAUCUCUUCCUGCUGAAGCUGAACGAAGCAUCAAAACUCCAACAGAUGCAGGAUAUCCCACUACCACACAGCAUCCAAGUCAGCUGAGACCCCGAACAGUAGUCAUGCCUGUCUUGCAAACUACUGUAUCUCCCAGGUGGCAGGAAAAGUUCUGGCAGGCACCAUCUCCUAAAAUUGCAGAAAGUAGCAAAACUUUCCUUGUCAGCACAUUGACCAUAUUGAACUCUCCUCAGAGCUUCACUCAACAUACUCCUGCGUGGGAGAAAAAGAAAAAGAGUUACCAUAAAAGUUGGUCUGAAAAGACAGCAGCCCAGGAAACCACAACCACCAAUCUGGUUGCCUUAGAAUCUUUUCAUCUUGCCAGGCUAGCCAAACCCAGGAUAACUGGGGGGAAACUUGCAGCAUUUACUGUACUGGCUAAUUCUGAUGCCUUCAUCCCUUGUGAAGCCACUGGUAAUCCUCGGCCAACGAUACACUGGACCAAAAUAUCAUCAGGGGAUGAAGCCUUGAAACAAAAAGAUGACAACAGAUUUGAAGUUCUUCCCAAUGGCACUCUCUCCAUUGAGAAUGUGAACAUCCAGGACCGUGGACAGUAUCUAUGUGUGGCUGCCAACCAGCAUGGCUCCAGCAAGCUUCUUGUCACGUUGUCUGUGGUGGCCUACCCACCUAGAAUCCUGGGAGGGAGGUCGAGGAUUAUUACUGUCCACUCUAGCAAGCCUGUGUCCAUGAAGUGUGCAGCUGAAGGCCGUCCAACCCCUACCAUUUCCUGGAUCCUUGCAAAUAAAACAUACAUUUCACAAUCAUCUUUGGGAAAUGAGGUGGCUUUUGUGCAAGCAGAUGGGACACUGAUGAUAAAGAAAGUCAGCAUGUAUGACAGAGGAGUUUACACCUGCACAGCAAGCAAUCCAGCAGGUUCUGAUUCAAUGGUAGUAAGACUGCAAGUAAUUGCUGCCCCACCCAUUAUACUGGAAGAAAAGAGGCAGCAUGUACUAGGGAGUGUGGGGGAAAGUUUGAAACUUCCUUGCACUGCCAAAGGAAACCCUCAUCCAAAUGUUCACUGGGUCCUCCUUGAUGGAACUACGGUGAAACCUUUGCAGUAUAUAAAUGGCAAGCUUUUCCUGUUCCCUAAUGGAACCCUUUACCUCAAGAAUAUAGCUACAUCUGACAGAGGAAAGUAUGAAUGCAUAGCUACCAGCUCUACUGGUUCUGAGAGGAGAGUGGUAAUACUUCGGGUAGAACAUAGUGAUACAAUCCCUAGAAUUGCAGAUGCAUCGCAAAGAUUGACUCAACUGAAUUUUGGGGACAGGUUGCUUCUGAAUUGCUCAGCUAUGGGUGAGCCAAAGCCCAGAAUAAUUUGGAGAUUGCCUUCCAAAGCUGUGGUUGACCAGUGGCACAGAAUGGGAAGCCGAAUCCAUGUACAUCCCAAUGGAUCCCUAGUUAUUGAGGCAGUCACAGGAAAAGAUGCAGGUGACUAUUUAUGUGUGGCAAGAAACAAAAUGGGAGAUGACCUGAUCCUUAUGAAAGUUAGUGUGACAAUGAAGCCUGCAAAAAUCGAUCAAAAGCAGUAUUUUAAGAAACUGGUGCCUUAUGGAAAAGACUUCAAAGUAGACUGUAAAGCUUCCGGAUCACCUGAACCAGAAAUAUCUUGGAGUCUGCCAGAUGGCACAGUGAUUAAUAAUGUGAUGCAAGCAGAUGACAGUAGACGCAGGUCUCGGAGGUACAUUCUGUUCGACAAUGGAACUCUGUACUUCAACAAAGUUGGAAUAGCUGAAGAAGGGGACUACACAUGCUAUGCUCAAAACACACUUGGAAAAGAUGAGAUGAAGGUUCACAUAACCAUAGUAGCAGCUGCACCUCGUAUCAAGCAGAACUCUAAGACCUAUGCAAAAGUGAAAGCAGGAGAUACCACAAUGUUUGACUGCGAAGCCAUUGGAGAGCCUCAGCCAAAAGUGUUUUGGCUGAUCCCUUCUAGUGACAUGAUUUCCGCUUCCAGCGAUAGAUAUUUUCUACAUGUUAAUGGAUCAUUGUCUGUCACUAAGGUGAGGUUGUUAGAUGCUGGAGAAUACAUAUGUGUUGCACGCAACUCUGGGGGAGAUGACACAAAGCUGUAUAAACUAGAUGUGGUCUCUAAACCACCUCUUAUCAAUGGCCUGUAUACUAACAAGACUAUCAUUAAAACAACAGCCAUAAAGCAUUCAAAGAAGCAAAUACACUGUAGCGCUGAAGGAACACCCCGUCCCCAAGUCAUGUGGAUCAUGCCCGACAAUAUUUUCCUGACAGCCCCAUACUAUGGGAGCAGAAUAACAGUACACAAUAAUGGAACUCUUGAAAUUCGUAAUGUAAGAUCUUCAGACACAGCAGAGUUCAUCUGUGUGGCCCGUAAUGAUGGGGGAGAAAGCAUAUUGGUGGUCCAGCUGGAGGUGUUAGAGAUGCUAAGACGUCCAAUGUUUAGAAAUCCUUUUAAUGAGAAAGUAAUAGCAAAGCCUGGGAAAACAACCUUAUUGAAUUGUUCUGUAGAUGGCAAUCCUCCUCCUGAAGUAAUCUGGAUGUUACCAAAUGGUACAAGGCUCUUCAGUGGUGUCAGAACGCCCCAAUACUACUUGGGAAGCAAUGGUACCCUCAUUGUCUAUAGCCCUUCUAAAGCUGAUGCUGGCAAAUAUCGGUGUGCAGCUAAAAACAAGGUUGGCUACAUUGAAAAACUGAUUGUGCUCGAAGUUGGCCAGAAACCGACCAUUUUGACCCCCUCAGGAGGAGCAAUAAAGAGUAUUAGUGGGGAGUCAGUAUCCCUUCACUGUCUUGCAGCUGGGAGCCCCAAACCGAAUAUUGUAUGGACAGUACCUAAUGGCUAUGUCCUAGACCGGCCUCAAAUUAAUGGAAGAUACACAUUAAUGGAAAAUGGUACUUUAGUUAUCAGAGAAACAAGCAUUCAGGACAGAGGAAGUUAUGUCUGCAAAGCUCAGAACUAUGCUGGCGAUUCAACAAUAGUAGCUUUUGUAAUGGUUAUAGCACAUCCGCCACGGAUUACAAACAGACCACCAAGGAAUAUACGCACUGUGGCUGGAGCAUCAAUUCAGCUUAUUUGCAUGGCAUUGGGAAUACCAAAUCCAGAAAUUACAUGGGAGCUGCCUGACCACUCACUACUUUCCACAGGCAGCAAAGGCAGACCAUAUGGAAGUGAACUUCUUCACCCACAAGGAACGUUAGUCAUUCAAAAUCCCAAAUCUUCAGAUUCUGGCACAUAUAAAUGUUUGGCUAAGAACCAACUUGGCAGCGAUUCCACAGUAACAUACGUUCAAGUCAUCUGAAAUGAGAAGAAUGCUCUGAACAAGUGAUAACAAAGCCUAAUCAGGACAACAUUUGAUUUUUAAAACUAAUCAAAACCAGAAGCCGGCUGGUCUUAAUAGCAGUUUUAAUGUUCCAUUGACAAGAGAUGUGCUAAGGCACAGGUAUAUUUGGGGGUGAGUGGGAAAUCUGCAUUUUGAAUGGUUUUCAAGAAUCCUUGGCACUUAAUUUUGCCAUCACAGCAGCAGUGCAUAUCAACAUGGAACUACUUUACUUAAAAAUAUUUGUAGUAUAAAGGCAGACUUUUAAGAAAUGCUUAUUUCCUAUCUGAUAGCAGUUUAAGCAUGGCGGACAUUGUAAACAUAUGUAGAAGUAUGUAAAAAGAACAAAUAUGUUUGCUAGCUGUUCCCCUAUGGACAUGUAUGAAUAUUUUGUAGUACUUUUACAAACAUUUUAAAACAGCAAAAUGUGCUGCUGUCCUAUUUGUAUACUAACAAUUUGUUCUUUCCCACAGCAGUCCUUUUUUGUGGGACAGUGGAAGAACCAAUGGAAAAUAGUUUAAUGAUAGGGUUGUCGUUGGGUUUUUCGGGGGGGGGGGGGAAGACACAAUAUGGAUUAUUUUUUUAAAAUAAAGAACCAACAAAUAUGCUUA
Molecule: messenger RNA, 8558 nt
Organism: Heteronotia binoei (common prickly gecko)
Lineage: Eukaryota; Metazoa; Chordata; Lepidosauria; Squamata; Gekkonidae
Gene: IGSF10
Product: immunoglobulin superfamily member 10
Exons: 6
Coding region: 58-7929 (2623 amino acids)
Cellular component (GO): extracellular region
Molecular function (GO): protein binding
Source: RefSeq, a predicted model, not a curated record